This is a messenger RNA of Cynara cardunculus var. scolymus (artichoke), 1845 nucleotides long. Its product is annotated as ribosomal protein S2, mitochondrial-like. Gene Ontology annotation, cellular component: mitochondrial small ribosomal subunit; ribosome. Gene Ontology annotation, molecular function: structural constituent of ribosome. NCBI's taxonomy places the organism in Eukaryota, Viridiplantae, Streptophyta, Magnoliopsida, Asterales, Asteraceae. The transcript has 8 exons. The record is from RefSeq and is a predicted model, not a curated record. Bases 648 to 1385 code for a protein of 245 amino acids. Gene Ontology annotation, biological process: translation.
CUUUCGCAAUCGGCUGGCUCCCUCGCUCGACGCUCUCUCUCUGCCUCUCUCGACUAUCGACGGCCGUCUGCCGUCUGCGGCUGCCUCAGUCGCCGGUCGCUCUCGCCCAUCGCCCUCUCUGCUCUCUCUUGUAGUCUUGUGUUGACUGUUGAGUGUUGAGCCAUUGACAUUGAGGUUGAUUUGUACAAGACGACGGCUUCCUCCCCAUUGAUAUGUGCAAGACGACGACACAAGCUGCUUCUCUAGAAUCGAUCAUAUAUAUCAAAAUCGGUUAGGGUUCUUUGCCCGUCUUUUUACUCUUCAAGCUUCCUUCAAGGGUUUUUUAUCCCAAACUUAAACUUCUCUACUUCAAGCUUCUCGAUUCAAGCUUAUAUCGAGAAGCCUCCUCCAGAUCUCGCUCUCAGCUCUCGGUUUCACUCUCGACCAAACUUUGAGAUCAAUUUCAAAAGCCUCUCCAGAUCUUGCUCUCAGUUCUCGAUUUCACUCUCUAAACACCUCAAGCUCUGGGUCUCGAUCUCUUUUUCUUCCUCUCGAUCCAAGUAGCUCUCGAUCUCUUCUUCUGCCUCUCGUUAUCUCAAGAAAGGGGCAUAUUUUUGACUCUUCGCCCACGGCAUCCAAAACAAUAGGGCCAGACCUGAUUGAAGCAAAUGACGAUUCAUUCAGCUGUUAUUCAGAAGCUUCUAAGCACAAACGCUCAUUUAGCCCGCCGAGCGGCUGAGAACCAUUUUAAAAUCUACACUUAUGGCACUCGAAAUGGAAUGACGAUUAUCGACUCCGAUAAAACUCUUGUUUGCCUCCGUAGCGCUUGCAAUUUCAUUGGGAAUCUUGUUCGCGAAAAUGGUCGGUUUCUGUUCGUGAAUACUAAUCCAUUACUUGACGAGAUUAUUGAGCAGAUGAUUAAAAACACUGGCUGCCGCAACGACAACUCUUGGCGUCUUGGAGGGUUUCUAACCAACAGUCUGAGUCCAAAAAAGUUUCGAUCUCGGAAUAAGAAGUUGAAUCUGACGUCGGUUUAUCAGCCAGAUUGUGUGGUGAUUUUUGAUACGGAGCGGAAGUCUUCUGUGAUUCUUGAAGCAUCUAGGUUACAUAUUCCAAUUGUUGGGUUGGUGGAUCCGAGUAUGCCACUGGAAACGUACAAGAAAAUCACAUACCCUGUUCCAGCAAAUGAUUCAGUGCAGUUUGUGUAUUUGUUCUGUAAUAUGAUUACUAAAACUAUCCAAUACGAGCAAAAGAAGCUUGCUGCAGCUAAAGGGAAGGUUUCCAAAGAAGAAGAGACAAAAACCGGAGAGGCUGCUCAACCAAUUGAAAAGAUUAAGAUCGAUGGUACAAAUGAUGAAUCGUGCGUCCUACCAUCGUCUGCUUCUGACGAUCCCUUGAAAAUCUAGGAGCUUCUGGACAAACUUGUUGUCAUCAAGAUCAACAACAAUGAAGGGACAAAGAUGGGCAAAAGUACGAAUUCCUCCAUGACCAUAAGUUCUCGCAUCUUUUUUUAGUUCGAUCUAGGAAUGAGGCUAAAGCAAAGACGGAUUUGGAAAGCCUCUUUUACCAUUCUACUAGUUGUGUACCUGCGUAAUGCAGCGGAGGCGCAUUUAAAUUUUCAUCUAUUGUUUUUACAAAACCAAAGAAAAAUACAUCUUCCCUUUUCACAUCAUAUUUGAAUACAAAUAUGAAUAACAUCAAUAAGAUAGAAUUAUGCAGUUUCUGAAUCGAUAAAAGUUAUUGAUGUUUUCUUACCAAAUGCUAUGAGGCUUUGUUUUUAGAGGUAUAUAACUUAAAUGCAAUAACAACAAUGGAAGAAGAUGAGUUUCAGUUUUAUUUUGUUGUCAAUAAAUUUUGUUACCAAUA